This is a messenger RNA of Rhagoletis zephyria (snowberry fruit fly), 2608 nucleotides long. It is a transcript of the gene exp, whose product is annotated as expansion. Gene Ontology annotation, biological process: regulation of DNA-templated transcription. The record is from RefSeq and is a predicted model, not a curated record. Gene Ontology annotation, molecular function: protein binding. NCBI's taxonomy places the organism in Eukaryota, Metazoa, Arthropoda, Insecta, Diptera, Tephritidae.
CUGCAGCGCCUGGCCAACAGUUGAGUCGCGAAAGUCGUCGAGUGCGUUUGCUGAGUGUGGUUUUCGGCUGCCGUUACCGUUACCGUUCGAGUUUCUAACUUAUUAUUAGUCGCUCGCUUGCUUAGUUAGUGAGUUAGUUAGUUGCUUCUUCAACACAAUUCGGCAUCGCUUCAGUGGACGUAGUGGAGCGGUUUUGGGUGUGCGUGUACAAUAUGCAAUCAUUGUAAUAGCAACAACAACAACAUACGCCAUAUAUACAUAUUUACAUUCUAAGUAACACAUAAUAAUGUUUUAGAACUCGUCCACCCCGGCGUAUGAGUAACAGCCUGAAAAAAAUCGUAGUGGUGUAUUUUCACAAGUGCCAAGAACAGUAUUUGCAGCAGCCCUUUAAAGUAUUUGCGCUAAAAAUAAAAAAUUAAAUAAAUUAAAAAUAUAAGAAGUAAAAAACCAAGAACAAAAAAAAAAACACAACUCAAAACUAAAGAGCAAUAAGUUCAAAGCAACAUAAACAAAAAUAAAUACAAAAAUCAGCGAAUCAACACAACUAAUUUACACCUUGAGGAAAUACAUACAGCAAAGCAUCAUGGUGUCUCGCCGCAAGAUUCUUUCACGUUCUAGAGAUGAUCUGAAUUUGGAUCAGACUUUUAGUCCACAGGAAGAGGAAGAGGAUGUGUGGUAUCAAAAGGAAAAACUAUACAAGGAGCACAUACAAGAAGUUCUUGACAAAUGGACACAAAUCGAUGAUGAGAUUUGGGCCAAAGUGAUUGUCUUCGAACGCAAUCGUCGUGUAGCGAAAGCAUACGCACGCGCGCCAGUGCUCACAAUAAAUGGUUCCGAUGAUGGUUUUGAUGGAAUGCGCAUCGGCUUAUGUGGUUUCGAUAAUCCAAUGCGCGAUCAGAAGACCGAUGAAUAUAAGCGGCAUAUAGGACAGGGUGUUAAAAUUAAAAUGGAUGAUGCUGGUAAUAUACUCGUUCGUCGCUAUGCCAAAAGUAAUGUCUACAUUAAGAGCACAGCGAGUAACCCCAACGAGGAGACAUCCAUUGGUGCAGACAUACUCAAAUUGCCAAAUCAAGCAUUGGAAAGUGAAAAAAUAGUCAAAUUAUUCGAUAUGAAAAAGUUUCAAUCAAAUGUAAAUCGUGAACUGCGACGCGCUUACCCCGAUCGUCGACGCCUUGAGACACAAUGCUUAUCCGUAGUGGCCUUUGUCAAAUCGGAGAAUGAUAUACUAGAUUGUCCCAUCUGGGUGCUCAUAGUAAAUGUAGUCGCCAUGGAUAUGUUGAAGAGCAAAUUGCCACCAGUGCAACGUCCAGUUGUGGACAUUAAGAAUCGCCCAAGAAUUCCCAUACCCGAUGAAGAUCCUUACAGUGUGGCCGGCAAUGGUAGUGGCGGCAGUUCGGGCAGCUCUGGUUUCGGUGCUGGCAGCAGUUCGGGCCAUCAUCAGCAGCAACAACAACAACAGUCAGCAGCUGGCAUGGGCAUUGGUUUGCAUAGAGAGAAUGGUGGCGUCGGCAUCAAUGGUGGAGCAGCUGUCGCCGGUCAUGUGGCAGCCACACGUGAACAGUUGUUGUUGCAGACACAACAAUUGGCACAUAAGCGGAGCGAAAAGCCGCCAAAAUUGCCGCCACGCGACAAUAUCUACGCACAUGACAUCAUACCGAAGCCUGAUUACGAUGAUAUCGAUGUAGAUACCAGAAUCAAAUUGUCUCGUGGCAAAUCAGACAAAGGCAAAGACAAUAAUAAGUAUGAUGAUCCCUACUACUGCGGCUUACGUGCACGCGUACCGAACUUCGUGAAAUCGUCAAAAUCCUCUAAGGAACAUAAAGAGCACGGCACAAAUGGCAGCAUUGCCAACGGCACUAUGAGCAACACUAACGGCAACUCCAAUGGCAGCAACAUGAAUACGCUCAGCCAAAAGAAGAAUUCCAUGCUACACAUGUCGAUGACGGCGCCAAAUUUGCAACAUUCCAUGCACGUGGCACCACCGCCACCACCACACAUGCAUCCUCAUCACAUUCAGCAACAGCAGUUAAUGGCCGCAGCUGCGGCACAUGCGGUACAUCAUCAUCAUCCAGCGGCGGCUACGAUCGCACAUCAUCAGCAUCAUCUGCCACAGCAUCCGAUGUUUCAGACGCGCAGCUUUGAGAGCGGCAUAGAUGCCGAUUUAGUUGAAUCACCAUAUAAUCACAUCUAUGGUCGCUUGCCACUGCCAACGCGUGGCUAUGUGCCCACACCCCGCACCAUGUACAUUGGGGAAUGGGAUUGAAGAGGAAAUGGAAUGGUGGUGGAUGGGAAGGAGAUCGGAAAUAACGGCACAUGCAAAUAUAUGUAUGCAUAAAUAUGUAACUGUAUACAUAUGUUAACGCUAUAUUCUUAUUGCAUAAGUGUUUAUAUACAUACAUAGAUACCUACAUAUAUAUUCGUAUUAGAUUAUGCUAUAUGUAUGCAAACAUUAUUAACUAAUUAUAAGCGAAAGAAAAUUUAGUGCUUGCAUAGUUUAAAGAAUUCAAAAAGGUAUAAGUAUAAAUAAAAUAAAUAAACAAAGUAUUUAAAAACCAUAUGUAUGUAUGUUUUUAAAAUAUACAUGCAAACAUUUGCAUAGCUCUAAGAA